Microtus oregoni (creeping vole) is the source of this 1634-nucleotide messenger RNA. It is a transcript of the gene Med22, whose product is annotated as mediator complex subunit 22. Gene Ontology annotation, molecular function: transcription coregulator activity. Gene Ontology annotation, cellular component: mediator complex. The record is from RefSeq and is a predicted model, not a curated record. The transcript has 4 exons. Bases 236 to 934 code for a protein of 232 amino acids. Gene Ontology annotation, biological process: regulation of transcription by RNA polymerase II. Lineage: Eukaryota; Metazoa; Chordata; Mammalia; Rodentia; Cricetidae.
GGUCUGGGCGGAGCCUGCGGAACGGCGGCUGCUCGUUCGCCGAGGGCUGCUGGACCAGGCAAGGUACCACAGGUCCCGAGUGGUUGCGGGUGUAGGGAACAAAACCCGAGCGCGGUAAAGGGCCCGCGUUCGCGGAGGAAGCUGAUGUAGCGGAAUCCCGCUCCCCACCCCCGCAGGCUCUGUGUGCUCGUUUCGGGUCUGACCGGACUGUGGCUGCUGUCACCCGGGACCUGCCAUGGCCCAGCAGAGAGCCUUGCCCCAGAGCAAGGAGACGCUGCUGCAGUCCUACAACAAACGGCUCAAAGACGACAUCAAGUCCAUCAUGGACAACUUCACCGAGAUCAUCAAGACCGCCAAGAUUGAGGAUGAGACACAGGUGUCGCGGGCUACUCAGGGUGAACAAGACAAUUACGAGAUGCAUGUGCGAGCUGCCAACAUCGUGAGUGGCCAGGGUGGAAAACACCCCUGUAGGGAUCACAGAUGGACCAAAGGAAAACAAGAGAAGAGUGGGGCGGGGCAGAGGAAGUUGCCCCUGGUCCGAGCUGGCGAAUCGCUGAUGAAGCUGGUAUCUGAUCUCAAGCAGUUCCUGAUCCUUAAUGACUUCCCAUCUGUGAAUGAAGCCAUUGACCAGCGUAACCAGCAGCUGCGCGCCCUGCAGGAAGAGUGUGAUCGCAAGCUCAUCACCUUGCGGGACGAGGUCUCCAUCGACCUCUAUGAGCUGGAGGAGGAGUACUACUCGUCCAGCUCAAGUCUCUGCGAAGCUAAUGACCUGCCUCUAUGUGAAGCUUACUGGAGGCUGGACCUCGACACAGAUUCUGCUGAUGGCCUCUCAGCCCCUCUUCUGGCGUCCCCGGAGACUGGUGCUGGUCCCCUGCAGUCUGCAGCCCCUGCCCACUCCCAUGGUGGUGGCCCUGGCCCCACAGAACACACCUGAGCGCUCCCCAGGGCCCUAGUUUAUCAGAAAGGAAGUCCUGUGGGUGCCCGCUUCAGUCUUAGCUCCCACUUCGGGAUCAGGAACCACUGUAGCCUUAGGGACCUGGCCAGGCCAGGGCCAGUUCCCUGAUGGUUCAGGAAUGCUGUUCAGUUAUUUACAGGCAGAUGGAUGGCCCUUCGUCUCUAGUGGCUACCUUCCUGACUGCCAGAUGGAAGUUGGUCCCAUUGAGGACCUUGAAUGGGGAGGUUGGCUGGUGAUAGAAAGCCUCAGUCUGUUGAGAAUUAGGAGGUGCUCAGUAGACCUUAGCCAAGUCCAGCCACCCAUAUUUGACUCAAGCUCCUGUAUAGAGAGCCCUGUCCACUGCCUGGUGCACAAUUGUUUGUGCCACAGCUGGACAGUCCUAGCAAGACCGAGGCAGCUAGCUAGCCAGGGCAUCUUCCUGGAUUCUGACACCAUUUUCAUUCUGCUACUUUUGUGAUGAAACUGUUGAAUAAAACAUUACCUUUUUGUGCUGUUCAUUUUUCUUUCCUGAUCAGUCUAAGAUUCCCCCGGGUUCCUCAAGCAACAGCCCCAACUCUGAUGUGGGAUUGCCCUCUGUAUGCUGUGAAAUGUUUUAUUACCAUUGGCUAAUAAAAGAAGCUGCUUCGGCCUAUGGCAGGGCAGAAUAAAGCAAGUGGGAAAUCCGAACAGAGAUACAUAG